UUAUUUUUGGUGAAAUUCUUUCAAGUUGGUUUUAACGUACCCGAUCUCAUUUCCUCAUAUGGUUGAUUCUUUGGUUGUGCAGGGAUCUUGUUGAUCUUUAUCUGGUGAAUCCAUGGCGAAGUUAUCAAACCUCGGUUCAAGCAACAACGAAAUGAAGAACAAGAAGAAGAGUGCUGGUGUGAAAGCCUUGUCGAUGAAGGUCUGUGCGCUGAAGGAGAAUCCAUUCGAAGGAACGUAAGGGAGAAGAGCGUCGUAUUGGCCUGGCUCGUUCACUCGCGAUUGGAAAGAGGAAAAUGAUGCUGUUGAAGGAGUACGAGCAAAGCGGGAAGGCUAAGGAAUUUUCCGAUGAGCGAAUUGAGGAAUGGGACGAAGAGCUUGGGAAUUUGACGAGGCUAUUUUACGUUCGCAGUGCGAAUGGAAGAGAUUCUAUGGUAUUCUUUUGCAAUAUUUUUCUGUAUCAGCAAAUAAGAAGCCAGCCAUUAAAUGUGGAGCUACUAAAUUUGCUUCUCAAGCCAUCGACAAUUUUGUGUUGAUAAUAAGAAUCCAGUGCUGGGUUGCAAUUUAUUGUUCCUAAUUCUUCCACAGGUUCGUUAGGGGCAGAGACUAUGAUCCAGAUCGCGAACGAGCUGAAAAAAGAAUGCUGCAGAAACUUCUAAAGCGUGAAGCUAAAGGAGCAGCCCAUGAGCUAAGCGUGCGGCGGCCGAGUUCUGAUUCUUCUCCUCCUCCCCCUGGAAGCAGAGGAUUGCCUUUGAUCGGAGAGACGAUUCAGUUUAUGGCCGCCGUCAAUAGCAGCAACGGCGUUUAUGAUUUCGUCAGAAUCCGCUGCCUCCGAUAUGGAGGAUGUUUCAAGACUCGAAUAUUUGGCGAGACGCAUGUGUUUGUAUCGAGCACCGAAUCGGCGAAGCAGAUACUCAACGACGGCGGAGUCAACUACACCAAGAAGUACAUAAGGUCCAUUGCAGAGCUAGUCGGGCAUCGGAGUUUGCUCUGCGCCUCGCAUCUUGACCACAAGUUCUUACGCAGCCAUCUCAUCAAUCUAUUCUCUACCAGUUUUUUGGCUUCCUUUGUCACGCAGUUCGAUCAGCAGAUCGUUGAGGCGCUUCGAGGCUGGGAAAGCGGAUCCACCAUUGUCCUCCUCAACCAAGCCCUCAAGAUAACAUGCAAAGCAAUGUGCAAAAUGCUAAUGAGCAUACAAAACGACGACGAAUUAGAGCUACUCCAGAAGGAGGUAGCUCAUGUAUGUGAAGCUAUGCUUGCAUUCCCAUGGCGGUUUCCUGGGACAAGAUUCCACAACGGCCUCAAGGCAAGAAGAAGAAUCAUUAAAAUACUCGAAAAGAUGAUAUGGGAGCGACAAAGAUCAGAAGCUUGGCACGACGAUUUCUUGCAACGAUUGUUGUCAGAGGAGGGCGACGAUGGUAGAGGAGCGUUGUCGGAUGUGGAGAUCGGAGAUAACAUAUUGACGAUGUUGAUCGCAGGACAAGAUACGACGGCAAGUGCCAUCACGUGGAUGGUGAAGUUCUUGGACGAGAACCCAGAUGUUCUUCAAAAUUUGAAGGAUGAACAAUUUGAGAUAUUGAUGAACAAACAUCGAGAUCGUGAUCGUGAGAAUUGUUUCCUUACGUUGGAAGAUCUUGGCAACAUGUGUUAUGCUCCUAAGGUAGUAAAAGAAUCCUUGAGGUUAGCAUCGGUGGUGCCAUGGUUUCCAAGGCUAGUCCUCCAAGACUCUCAAAUUCAAGGUUACAAAGUCAACAAAGGUUGGAAUGUCAACAUUGAUGUAAGGUCACUACACUCACAUCCUUCUAUCUUCCAUCACCCUACCAUCUUCGAUCCUUCCAGAUUUUAUGAAGAAGCAAAGCCCUAUAGUUUUCUAGCGUUUGGAAUGGGAGGGAGGCAAUGUCUAGGGAUGAACCUGGCCAAAGCCAUGAUGCUCGUCUUUCUUCACCGCUUGGUGACUUCUUACAGAUGGAAGGUGAUCGACUCCGACCCGAGUAUUGAGAAGUGGGCACUUUUUUCUAAACUUAAGAGCGGUUGUCCGAUUAUUGUCACACGUAUUGAAUCCUAAAUUCCUCUAUGUUAUAAUAAUGCAAUUAAAAACUUUUUUUUUAC
Molecule: messenger RNA, 2106 nt
Organism: Cucurbita maxima (winter squash)
Lineage: Eukaryota; Viridiplantae; Streptophyta; Magnoliopsida; Cucurbitales; Cucurbitaceae
Product: abscisic acid 8'-hydroxylase 1
Exons: 13
Coding region: 638-2062 (474 amino acids)
Biological process (GO): sterol metabolic process; brassinosteroid biosynthetic process; multicellular organism development
Molecular function (GO): iron ion binding; monooxygenase activity; heme binding
Source: RefSeq, a predicted model, not a curated record